AUGACACGAAUCAUGACAGCGUCAACAUCACCAUCUGCAAAGGCGUCGCCAGCGUCACGGUCGCUGACAGCCGCUAGCGGUCCGUCGAGACGAAGCCUCCUCAGCGGUCUCCUGUUGAUGCUGAUCUGCAUACCGGAGCGAAUAAUUGGAUUCUGUCCGUCACUGUGUACCUGCGAGGCCGAGCGCAACCUCCGGACGGCGUGCAUUAACGCGUCCCUUGAGGUCGUUCCAAUCCAGCUGAACCCGGAAGUGCGGCACAUCAAUCUCAGCUCCAACGCAAUAAGCAAUGUACAUUUCACGCUCGGAUUUUACAACCAACUGGAGGUGCUGGACAUCUCCCACAAUCGACUGGACACGCUCGGUUCGAAGAACUUCGAAGCACAGGAGAAGCUUCGAACGUUGAAUCUAAGCGAUAACGUUCUAGUCAGUCUGCUAAAGGACAGUUUUCGUGGUUUACAAAGACUAGACAUUCUAUUGCUGAACGAUAAUCGGAUAGAAAAAAUUCACCCCACAGCGUUUCAAGGACUAAACAGUCUUAGAAUCUUAGAUCUGAGCAAUAAUCAGUUAGUUAGCUUUGAAGAGGUCGUUCUUAUGCCACUGGGAACGCUGGAACGAUUAAAUCUUCGGAAUAACCAACUGCUUGAGGUGCCGUACGAAACCAAUCUGCAAUAUUUACGAUCGCUGCAUAAUCUCGAUCUGUCGGUCAACCUGAUCGAGAGCAUUUCCAACGACAGCUUUGAGGCAUUGCGCGAAUUGCGGUCGCUGCAGCUGGAAGGUAAUGUGCUAACCGAGCUGGAUCUCGGUGCCUUCAAUGGAUUAAACGCACUCAAGCACAUUAAUUUGGCCGAUAAUAAUUUGACGAUUAUCCCAACGAUACAGCUCUCCAAGUUGUAUAAUCUGACGACGCUCUCACUUAGUGGAAAUUCUUUUGUCCAACUUCCUGCUGUAUCCUUUCUGAAUCUGUUCCAUUUACGGGAACUACAUCUGAACCGUCUAGAUCGGUUGAAGCGAAUUGAUGCCAGAGCUUUUGUGGAUAACACAUACCUGCAGAUCCUGACGCUGGAUGAUAAUCCUUCCUUCGGUGAGCUUCCCUUACGGUUGUUCCAUGGUAAUCCGAACCUGAUCGACAUCUCGAUGCGCCGCAAUGCUCUAGAAACGCUGGACGCCGUCCAUUUUCCGUUGGAUAGACUGCAGCGUUUGAAAUUGGCAGGAAAUCCAUUGGUUUGUAAUUGUUCGAUCCGAUGGUUGUGGCGGCUGGUGACAGGGACAGUUGAUGAAGAUGACAGUGACGGUGUGGCGAUGGUUGCUCGCGGUGGGGACAGUUUAGCCAACAUCACAACGGUACUGAUGAUCGAUAAAGAUGAAAUCGGGUGUGAUUUGAAUGAAGAUGGUUUGGUGACCAGAAGAACCUUGCGAAACAUGUCCGAAGGGGACAUCAACUGUCCCGCACAUUGGAUAACGGUGGUCGGAGUAAUCGGGAGUGCUGUAGUAGUGUUGUUGGUUAUGUUUGUUGUAGUGUUUUACCGACGAAAGAUUAAACAGCGAAAGAAGAUAUUGCAGGAAAGGAAAAACGUACACGAACGGAUCGUGCCACAGAAGGUAGAUAAGCUAGAGUUGGAACGAUAUUUAGCUCAACAGGUGCUGGCCAACGAUUAUCGGGAACUGAGACCGUGUGAUAUGUCGAUGCGAUAUGAUAGUAAAUGUUCUACCCAACCUUUGCACAGCCCUGAUCCGGAAGAGUCGGACCAUUACGAAAAUAUCGAUUACCUCCAACAUCAGCAGGUUUUGAACCACCACAACCAUCCUUACCAUCAAAACCAGCAUCCCCAUCCGUACCACCAGGCACAACAGCAGAUCAACAUGACCCUCCAGCAUGCCGAUCAUUAUCCCCAGAAGCAUCCUGCCCCUUCCGGACAUCUCACUGUCCCAGUGCCUCCUCAGCAACGAAAUCACUCGAGCGGUCAAGCCUACUCACCCAACUUUUUCAUCUACGUGCUGUACUCUCACUUCAUCUUCCUGUUGCUGAUAUUAUGAUGAACUAAAGCAACGAAAUUCACCGAAAAGCUCAAUGGGCUCCUGGAAGCCUC
Sabethes cyaneus is the source of this 2087-nucleotide messenger RNA. RefSeq names its product nyctalopin-like. Bases 1 to 2034 code for a protein of 677 amino acids. The transcript has 3 exons. Gene Ontology annotation, molecular function: protein binding. The record is from RefSeq and is a predicted model, not a curated record. Lineage: Eukaryota; Metazoa; Arthropoda; Insecta; Diptera; Culicidae. Gene Ontology annotation, cellular component: extracellular matrix.